Messenger RNA from Aethina tumida (small hive beetle), 1161 nucleotides. Its product is annotated as transmembrane protein 177. The record is from RefSeq and is a predicted model, not a curated record. The transcript has 4 exons. The coding region runs from base 130 to 1050 and encodes 306 amino acids. NCBI's taxonomy places the organism in Eukaryota, Metazoa, Arthropoda, Insecta, Coleoptera, Nitidulidae.
CAUUUUCUACCUAAAACAAAGCGAUUAUCAUUAAGAUAACAAUUUUAGAUUAAAUAUUUGAUUAGACAUAAAUGUUGAGUUCUUAAAAUCAUAACCUAAUUGUUCCGUGCCGUCAAAAUCGGUGGAAAAAUGUCAUCGAAAUUUUUCCGGUGGUUUCUUUCUGAAGAUGGCAGAAAAUUCUCGUUUUACGGGGCCAGCGUGGUUUCAACCAGCGUUAUGGUUCUCUCAUUUUUGCCUCACACAAUUUUCUUGGAACAUUACAAAGAUUUAGUGCAAUUAUACAAAAAAGGUGUGUCCGUACCUGUACCUCAAAAACUAAGAGAUCGCUUUAAAAAGACAAUCGAAUUAACAGGGGUCCACCCAUUAGACAAAGAAUUAUUCAAACCCUUUUCAGCUUAUGGAUUUGAUAUAUUCAGUGCUGGAAGUGUUUACAGCAAGUUUGGGGUUUACGUUGGUUUGCCAGCAAAUUUUGUGUAUGAUAAUGUGAACCAAAUAGAAAGAAACAUAAUCAAAAUUAACAAUGAGUCAGUACAGUGGGAAACUGAGGAAGCACAAUCUCUCCUAGAUUCUUUGGUGCUUUCUGAAAAUGCACAAAUGUAUGCCAUGGCAAGAGAAAUAAAGUUCAGACAAACUUCAAAACCAAUUUUGGAUAUUUUCUUGGCAACAGGAAGCUGUUUGGCUGCUUAUGGACUUGGAAGUAAAAUUAAUAAAAAAUUCAACAUGUAUGUUAAACCUCUUCCAAUCAGAGUUUGUUUAUAUUCAUUGGUGCUUGCCUUUGUUGGUGGCAAUUAUAUAAUGUGUAAAGACUUUUCUCAACUUUACAAUGAAGAAUCGAUAGACAAAGAAUUAAGUAAAAUACCUGAAUUAGCUGAAGGGGGAAAAGAAUUUUACACAAAGGUGUUGCAAAGAAAUAGGGCUUUAAGAGCACUAAUGGGCAAAGAUGGUGAAAGAAUGUAUAGUGUGACUGGAAAUGAAAAUUAUUUGUUUAGAAUUAGACAUGUUCCACUGAUGCAGAGAAAGUCCUUUUUUGAAGCACCCCAAAAUGCUUAAAUGACUGAUAGAAUAGUAAUUAGACCCAUAACAAAUUUGUAGUUGUGUUUGCAUAAAACAGUUCAUGUUAAAAAAUGUACAAAGAAAUUAUAAAUAAAUUUAUUAAAGAAG